AUGGAGUCAACAUCUUCCUUCCUCUACUACACUCCCGACACUACCUCCCAGACCAAGCAGCACGGUCACUUCCUCCCGCAUCCUAAUGGUCGUUCUUCAACACACCCAGUUCAAAGUGACCAGAGCUCAAAUAUGCCUUAUCCUUCAGCAUUAGUUUACUCACGACCAUCAUCCUCACACUUGAAGCCACCUACCAUGAUCACUCACAUGCCUGGAACUCUCUCACCCGAAUCGCUACAAAAGAACACCGGUCUUCUUACACCUUCUUCACCGACCAUGAUGGGUAUGGAUGGCCCAGCUGGAGGUGAUUUGUACUUCUUUCCUUCGACACCCACUCUUUCAAGCAGCUCCAUCAGCACCUCACCGAUGAGCACCACAAUGACAACACCUAUUAUCACCUCGUGGUCGCUGGAUGACUGCUCCGGCACUGUAACUCCGUCAGAGAUUUGGGAAAACAGCCCACCAAUGACACCAGCAUACAUCUACACACCAAACCUUCUUCCAGCCUGCAGCCCUUCAGUACUCGUCUCAGCUUGCCCUUCGCUUUCACCAGCUUCGGACUGCUCUUCUCAGUCAGAACUUGACUUCUGUGAUCCCCGUAAGCUCACUUACCCAUCACCUAACCCAUCUGCAUCGGAUAAGGACCUUGACCUUGCCACACUACCAACAAUCUGUGGUGAUGACGAUGAGCACAACUUCAUGCUCAGUGGCACUGAGAGCCACAUGGGUGUUAAGAAUGAGGAUAAGGAUUUCAGCCGUAGCUUCUUCGGUCUCGACGAUCUGUCUGACUUUGACUCUGACGAUGGUCUUGUCUCUGGUAUCAUGAGCCUUUCUGAGGGAACCAUCAACCCAGCUGCUUUGCUUGGAAACGGUAGCAACAAGCGUGACCGUGAUUGCUUUGACGAGGAGGAGGAUUCCACAUGGGGUGUAGAGGAUGUCGACCUUAGCGAUGACGAGGAGAGCUUCGACAGUGAUGUUGCUACUCUCUUUGCACCAUUGAGCCCGCCCCCAUCAGACUCAUCCAGAGACAGCUCUGUCGCUCCUUCCAAGAAGCGAAAGAUGCAGAGGAAGAUGAUCAAGGUCGAGUCAUAUGACUCAGAGGCCGAGCUUGACGAUAUCGUCCUCAGUGCUCGCAACAUGCAGUACAACGAUGAUUGCGAUCUUCUUGCACCUCUCUGCGGUGGACGCAUCGAGACUUCAAUCACCCCCGCGCCCACCGAACUCUCAUUCUGUGACUCUUCAGACUCCCAGUGCGAUGCUGCCCCAGCCCCAGUCGUCCGCCGCGGACGCAAGCAGUCGUUGACUGAGGAUCCCUCAAAGACCUUUGUCUGCCAUCUUUGCUCCCGACGCUUCCGCCGCCAGGAGCACCUCAAGCGCCACUUCCGCUCGCUCCACACCAAGGAUAAGCCAUUCUCUUGUGGUGAGUGUGGUAAGAAGUUCUCCAGGUCUGACAACCUCAGCCAGCACGCGCGAACUCACGGUAGCACAACCAUCCACAUGGCUCUCAUUGACGGUGAGAUGAUGGGUGAAGAUGAUUCCGAUAGCAUGCUCGGGGAGCAGGGUGGCCCUUUAGGCAUCGUGCUUGUUGAUGCUGCUCAGGCUUCAUCAGGGAUCAAAGACAAGAUGUCCUCCUCUUCAUCGACUUCUUCAGAGUCAAAGAAGAGCCGAAGAAAGAGGAGACGAGACGAGUAA
Molecule: messenger RNA, 1692 nt
Organism: Morchella importuna
Lineage: Eukaryota; Fungi; Ascomycota; Pezizomycetes; Pezizales; Morchellaceae
Exons: 2
Coding region: 1-1692 (563 amino acids)
Biological process (GO): regulation of transcription by RNA polymerase II
Molecular function (GO): DNA-binding transcription factor activity, RNA polymerase II-specific; RNA polymerase II cis-regulatory region sequence-specific DNA binding
Source: RefSeq, a predicted model, not a curated record